Molecule: messenger RNA, 558 nt
Organism: Mytilinidion resinicola
Lineage: Eukaryota; Fungi; Ascomycota; Dothideomycetes; Mytilinidiales; Mytilinidiaceae
Exons: 2
Coding region: 1-558 (185 amino acids)
Source: RefSeq, a predicted model, not a curated record
AUGUCGACUGAGCUGAUACCUCACCGGAACACUUCAAGCAGUGGCAGACCAGCGUCCACAGAUAGCACCUCACUUCAUAUCAAUCCUCCUCGAAGGACCCACUUUUCUUUUUCUGGAAGGUUCUUAAACCCUUCUUCACCCCCAGUCAGCCUCCAGGAAGUUAGAGUAGACACCAACCUCCUCGCACAACCUCCGCCUACGUUUCAGUCGGUACAUGCACCACCUGCGGUACUGUAUGACUCCCUGAAGGCCCUCACAGCAGCCCGCGAACCCAGCAAUGGCGCCCACGAAGCGCGAACCACCGGCUGCCAAACGGACGAAGAGACCUCAGAAGCCCGAGUCAUCAUGCUAAGCAAAAUUCAAUCGAGUCUCCACUGCUGCGGUUGCCAACGGAGAUUCGUGGAAUCAUCUGGAAGUAUGCCUGCGGUGGAAAUCAUAUACACAUCACCAACACGAGCUCGACGAACUAUAGAACCCUCAGCUCGAGCGCCUCCGACAAGCUCUUCAACUCUGCUUACGCGCACCCGGAGAAUCAUGAGAGCUUCUGCCGAGUUGUAA